Messenger RNA from Acanthosepion pharaonis, 474 nucleotides. The record is from the annotation of a GenBank genome assembly. Lineage: Eukaryota; Metazoa; Mollusca; Cephalopoda; Sepiida; Sepiidae.
AUGCAAACUCGUAUAAUUGGUUCAUAUCGAUCUCUGUUCAUAUCUAUCUAUCUAUCUAUCAGUCUGUACAUUCUAUCAGUCUAUUCAUUAUCUAUCUAUUUAUCUAUCUAUCUAUCAGUCCAUUCAUUAUCUGUCCACAUAUCUAUCUAUCUAGUCUAUUCUAUUAUCUAUCUAUUUAUCUAUCUCAUCUAUUCAUUAUUUAUCUAUUUAUUAUCUAUCUAUAUAUAUCUAUUCAUUAUCUAUCUAUUUAUCAUCUAUCUGUCCAUUCAUUAUCUAUCCCAGUCUAUAUCUAUCUAUCUAUCUAUCUAUCUAUUAUCUAUCUAUAUUUAUCUAUCUCAGUCUAUUCAUUAUUUAUCUAUUUAUUAUCUAUCUAUCUCAGUCUGUCAUCUAUCUAUAUUAUCUAUCUCAUCCAUUCAUUAUAUCUAUUAUCAUAUUUAUCUAUUCUUUAUCUAUCUAUCUAUCUAUCUAUCUUAG